GUUUACUUGUGAAAAGUCGCCCACACUGUGUCCACAGCGACGGCGACCCUUGCGAAGACAAUGGUGCUUUAUUCCCCAGAUCGGGUGCUUCCCUGUGCCCGGAUUUUAUGAAAAGCAGACCGGUGGCCAGUGGAAGUCUAUCAAUUCAGAAAUCCCCUUUCCUUCAGUCCACUUCAGCUGCCACCAGUGGCGGCAUUGUCGUUCCCUUUUUUCACUUUCUCUGUUGCUGGUCAUCCUCUGUCUUUGUAGCAUUUAAAUUUCCUCUCUGGUAUAGCGUCACUUUGAUCUUCUGUUGCAUUUACGUCGCCCGCGAUGCUACCAGCCAAAGCUUAUGUCUUCAUCGGUCUCAAUGCUGUCCGCACUGUUAGCAUUAUUGCUCUUCUUUUGGUUUUUUCUAGCAGCAUCCUGGUGAUGGUCGAUGACAUCGAAGCAGUCAACGCAUUUGUCGAUGGCGGGAGCAACUCGAGCUCCACAAUUAACUCUGACUACAUACAAAACAGUACAGUUCCUAAUCAGCCAGCUGGCGUGUUUUGGGCAGUAUUGAACCGGUUGUUGAUCAUUGCACAGACCGUCGUUUUGAUUCUUUCAGAACUAGGCUGGCCCGCGGGGUUCUUUGAUUACUACUUUCCCGUUCUCGGGAGUGACUUUGGACUAGGUGCUCUUGGAGUGAUGCAAUGUUUGAUAGGAGCUUCUGUUCUUUCUCACUUCGUCAAAGUCUUCCCCCUCGUCUCCGGUUUCUUCCUCUUUUCCAUCGGCUGUCUCAACAUGCUAAUCGGCCUUAUCUUCCGAGAACGUGCCAAGUCUACGCGUUCCAUAUUAUCAUUCCGGGACAGAGCAGAUGACAUGCUGUCAUCACUCGAUAAAACUAAAGAAACACCGUUCAGCAAAUAUAGGAUGGAUCGAGAUGCAGAGAUGGGCGUGGGUGUCAAAGAACCGGAUACUGCGCACGCUCGCACUUAGGUGUAUGAUGGAUGCUAUCGUUCCCCAAUUUCCGCCAGUAUUUAAACAAUGUCCGCUGUGCUCUUGGGUACUAUACUAAGUUAUGUAAACAUGUAUUUUAUCUUUCUAUCCAUACGGCUUGCACUGAACUCUGAAACUACUCAAACGACUGUAAUUCUUGCUCUGGUAGCGGCGUUGAUCAAGCCUGAUCUGACUUGACGGGGAUAUGGAUUUCAGUGCAUAGUUGACACUAUCUUGGAGCUAGAAUUUUAUAUACGUUCGUCACAAGUUGCAACGGCAGGUUUUCAGCUACCGAAAAAUGUAUGGAUAGUAUACAUUGCAAACGAAGAUGGCAGGUAUUUGGUAUUGGUAUCGUACAUAGAGGACGGUUCGAAAUGCAUCAGAGGAAGUGGGUAAAGCACAUCAAUGAGAGUCCAUAGAGAGAUGACAUAUCAAUACGACCCGUGAAGGAUGAGAAGGUCUAAUGAUUACCGUCCGUAUAUUCAGG
Messenger RNA from Suillus discolor, 1447 nucleotides. RefSeq lists its product as uncharacterized. The record is from RefSeq and is a predicted model, not a curated record. NCBI's taxonomy places the organism in Eukaryota, Fungi, Basidiomycota, Agaricomycetes, Boletales, Suillaceae. Bases 313 to 960 code for a protein of 215 amino acids. The transcript is spliced from 6 exons.